Dendrobium catenatum is the source of this 1730-nucleotide messenger RNA. RefSeq lists its product as uncharacterized. Lineage: Eukaryota; Viridiplantae; Streptophyta; Magnoliopsida; Asparagales; Orchidaceae. The transcript is spliced from 13 exons. Bases 82 to 1320 code for a protein of 412 amino acids. The record is from RefSeq and is a predicted model, not a curated record.
AAGGGCUGGAGAAGGGCAAAUCAAAAUAUCAGAGCACUACACCAAGGAGUAGAUAACACACGAACUUUAGUGCAAUAGAUAAUGGCGGGAGCAGCCGUGAGCCCUAAUCCAUUUCCUCCUUCCCCCUCCUUUCUUCCAUCCAUCAAGCCCAGGGUGAUCAUACUCGGUGGAACCGGCCGAGUCGGCGCGUCCACUGCCGCCGCGCUUUCUCGACUCUGCCCUUCUGCUCAUCUUGUCGUGGCCGGAAGAAACCGGGAGAAGGGAGCUGCUAUUGCUUCUAAGCUCGGGGAGAACGCCGAGUUUGUCUGGGUGAACGUUGAUGACAUCUAUAGCAUACAAGCCGCUUUAGAAGGCAUGGAUCUUGUUGUUCAUUCUGCUGGUCCUUUUCAACAAGAAGAGAAGUGCAAUGUUCUAGAAGCUGCUAUUUUCUCUAAGACGACAUAUUUAGAUGUAUGUGAUGAUACUAACUAUGCAUGGAAGGCCAAAUCUUUCCACGAAAAAGCUGUAGCCGCUGGUGUUACUGCUCUGACAACUUCUGGAAUCUAUCCUGGAGUAAGCAAUGUAAUGGCAGCUGAGCUUGUUCGUAUGGCCAGAAGUGAUAAUAUUGGUGAACCAGAAAGACUAAGAUUUUUUUACUACACCGCAGGUUCUGGUGGUGCUGGGCCGACAAUAUUGGCUACUAGUUUUUUGCUUCUUGGAGAAGAUGUCUUGGCAUAUAAUAAUGGCAAACAAAUUAAAUUAAAGCCUUACAGUGGUAUGCUGACUAUUGACUUUGGAAAAGGGGUCGGCAAAAAAGAUGUAUUCUUGCUGAACUUGCCUGAAGUUAGGAGCGCUCAUGAGAUCUUAGGAGUACCUACUGUCAGUGCUCGCUUUGGUACAGCUCCGUUCUUCUGGAAUUGGGGAAUGGAAGCUUUAGCAAGUAUUGUUCCUGCUAAUAUUCUUAGAGAUAAGAUGAAAGUGGGUCAGUUGGUUCGAUUAUUUGAUCCUUUUGUACGUGCCAUUGAUGGCAUUGCAGGAGAACGUGUAUCAAUGAGGGUGGACCUCGAUUGCACCAACGGACGGAGUACUCUUGGAUUGUUUACUCACAAACAACUCUCCGUAUCUGUGGGGAACGCAACCGCUGCAUUUGCCAUGGCACUUCUGGAGGGCGGCACACAGCCUGGUGUUUGGUUCCCAGAACAGCCUGAGGGAAUAGCCGUGGAGGCUAGAGGGAAACUACUUGAGCGAGCAGCUGAGGGAACUUCCAACUUCGUGAUGAACAAGCAGCCUUGGAUGGUGGAAACUAAUCCAAAGGAGGUUGGAUUGGGAAUUUAUCUUUGAGGAUGAUUGUCUCAUUAUCGAUGGAGUUUGAAUCUGUCAAUUAAUUUUCGCUAGAUCAAAUUUAUGCUAAGCUGCAAGGAAGAGCAAGGAAGCAAUAAAUAAGAGAACAAUUAAGGAUUUUGUUAUGACUACUAAGAAAGUAUAGUAUUGAGCAAAUAAUUCGAAUGUGUCAUGAUGUUAUUCUCUGCCCUUUUAUAUAUAGAAUAAGAGAGUUGUGAUUAACUUGAGAUGUUGCUCUGAAGUUGCAAAGCAUGUAAUCCUUGAUUUCAUUUAUGAUCGAUUUUGAAUGUUUGAAGGAAUUUGUAUUUGCCUUCUAAGCUGACUUGGAAUUUGAGAAGUCAAAGAUUGUCGAGAGUAUCACCGAGCUCUAUCUUUUUUGGUGAUAUAAAAAGAAUUCAUAUCGGUGAUGA